Thamnophis sirtalis is the source of this 4303-nucleotide messenger RNA. Lineage: Eukaryota; Metazoa; Chordata; Lepidosauria; Squamata; Natricidae. The record is from RefSeq and is a predicted model, not a curated record.
CAACAAUGGGCAGUUUCCAUUAACCAAAGUUUGCUGUAAUUUAAUACAAAGUAUCAGGACCAUAAAACAACCAAACAGAACAUUUCAUCACACAAAGGUUUUUAGAAGUUCCGCUCAGCCAUCUGAAGAGAAAGUAGGAACUUUCACAAAGAUAAUAGAAGCAAUGGGAUUUACAGGGCCACUAAAAUAUAAAAAAUGGAAAAUUAGAAUAGCAGCACUACGCAUGUAUACAUGUUGCGUGGACAAAAUAGACUAUGAAGAAUUCUUUAACAAAUUACAGAUCCCUGACACUUUCAACUCUUGGUUUUUAAUAGCACAGCUUCAUGUCUGGAUGUGCUUAGUACGAAUGAAACAAGAGGGCCGAGCAGGAAAAUACAUGUGUUACUAUAUAGUAUAUGCUAUGUGGGAAGAUGCUGAGCAACGUGGGAAGGUUAUGGGAGUUAAUUCUCUUAUCCUAAGAAGAAGUCUGAGAACCUUGACGGAAGUUUUCUAUGCAUCUAUUUUUGGAUAUGAUGAGGGAAUACUCUCAGAUGAUCAUGUACUUGCAGCAGCUAUCUGGAGAAAUCUGUUUGAAACACAUUGCAAGGAUCCUAGGCAGCUGGCAAUGAUGGUAGAAUAUGUGCGCAAACAGGUGCAGCAUCUGGAUGCUAUGUCAGGAGAAGACCUGCUGCUGUCUGGGGAAGUGAGUUGGCGCCCCCUAGUGGAACCUAAUCCACAAAGCAUUGUAAAGCCUGUUUCUCCAGUAUAUAACGACGAAGGACUUUGAAUCCUGUCAACCAACUUGAAAAUGUUUGCUGUGUAUAUUACCUUUAUACUUGGAACAAUUUCUAGAAGCAGAAACUGGGAAUUGUUAGGAAAAAGCAUAAUAAAUGCAGUAUUGCUAUGUUAAAAAGAGUUUGUUCAUUUGUAAUUAUACAUUCUAAUAAAUCUAAAUACCAUGGUGUUUUUAGUAAUGUAUAUAUAUAUAGUAGCUACUAUUUAUUUGUGGAGUCUUUUACAGUUAUAUUAUCCCUAGGUCCUGGCACCUCAGAAAUUUAUCUUUUUGUGGGGAAAAUAGCCUAUCAACAUGAAGAGCAAAAUGUUUUCCUCAGCGAAGACAAGGAUCAGUUGCCCAAAUACUAUGAUCCUCGAAGCCUGAAAAAGAUGCAAAAUUUGUACAAUAUUUUUGUAUAAAUACAAAAAUAGGCAAAUAUUAUCUUGGGAAUUGCAAGUAUUGAAAUAAAGUUUCUUAAAGAUUUGCUUGUAAUUUCCCAUCUCACUUCAUAUUCAAUGUAAUAUAUAGAAUGGGGAACAUUUUCUUACUUUGCAAUUUAAGAAUAGAACAUUUUAAUGAUCUUAUAGAAAUCAUAACUUUCACAACCAAUCUGGAGGUAAUUAAAAGAGCAUUUAUAAAUGGCUUGCAUGUUUUUUAGAAAUGCAAAUAAAAUCAGCUUAGUUUGAUCUGAUGUCGGGGAAGUGGAAUCUAUAUCUUUCCUCCCCCUUCUGAUUUUGAAGAAAACUCAUUUGCCGAAGCUAGUAUUUGCUUUGAAAGAGUAAUCCGUAUUGAAAUUUCACCUACUGAUAUCUUCAAAGGAUGAUUGUUCUAGGACUUGUAGGAGGAGAAGAAAAGGCCAAAUUAAUUUAGCCCCAGUAAUGAUCAGAUUUUUCUUCUAGCGAAUGUGAUUUGCAUUUUUACAAAACCUGUACGUUCAAUGCAACUCUAAUUUUAUCACCUACUUUGGUCCUAUUUUACCAUGGCUAGAAAUUCUAGUAUCAAGGUCCAUUGUUUGAUAUUAUUAAGAUAACUCAAAGGCUUUUUUUUCUGAUUUUCUUAGAAAUUAUCCUGAAUUGUUCAUAUAAAGCAAGUUGACACAUUAUUCCUUUUUAGAAGAGAAUUUUGUGUUUUUUUAUUAUUGUCAUGGGCAGCCCUAAAUAUCCUCCUGUUUUGCCUUUUGGGUUUUGUUUUGCUUUAAUUGAAAAGUUGUGAGAGAUAUAUUCUCCACAAAUUUAGAGUCUGGCUCCACUAAAUGUACUAAAAUAUAGUUGUCUGUUUUACAUUUUAAGCAGUGCUUCAUUCCAGAAGUUUUAUAGCUUGAUGUAUAUAUGCAUUACAAUUGUGUGUUAUGUGAUCAAGGUUCUGCCAAUGCUCUUCUGCUCUUAUAUAUUCUCCAAAAGCUCUUGAGCUGCUAUCAUACUUUUCUACAAGAAUUGUGGGGCAAGACUUUUGAAAAUGACCAAUUCUUUUCAGAAGUUUAAGGAGUUCAAAUAACACAAUGCUGUUACUGGGUUAUUGCAUAUAUUUUGCUCUGGAUGAUCAUGUAAAAAGCCAAUACAGAAGAUGCUUUAUUUGAGAGAAAAAAAUUAAUGGAAAUUUUACCAAAGAGCCAAUAUCUUUAACUCAAUUCAAAUGCAUAAUCUGUUCCUACAACAUGUAUUAUUGGAACUAAUGUAUCUGUUAAUGAAGGUGACCAAUUAUAUUAACCAUUUGAAUGGAAAGGAAGAUACAUCCAUUUGCAAAACUGUCUAUGCUGAAUGGGGCAAAUAUGCAAUUCUAGAUGCUCUAUUAUUGUAUUGGUCAAUUUCCUUUGUCCAAAAACUAAACCCGCUAAAUGCAAUCCCAAUCAUUUUAAUUAUUUUUUUCUAAAUAAAGCUUACUCAGCUAAAUCUAUAAUAAAAUGAUGUGCUACUUUUGUAAAAACAUUUCAAAUCAAGCACUUUUUCCUCAGUUUAUUUAAGAUGCCUUUGUCACAAGUUGUGCUAUACAGAUUAGAUAUGAAAUAAUAUGCAGAGUAUAUGUGAGAGUAAUACCUUGCAACUUAUUAUGGCUGCAUUAUAUUUAUAAAACAAGGCUUAGCUGUGGAAGAAUCAGCUGAUUAAUUUUUUUAAUAUAACUGAAGAACCAAAAUAAAUUUACUGUGUCUCUUGUUGCUCUGUGAAUUCACAGAAAAAAAUGAACAAAUUGAAUACAUUAAUUCUUAAUGUGCAUAUUAAUUAAAACAUUUCCCUUUCUGUGUUCAGAGUUGACUUCUUUAGCAGGUGCUGGUUAACACUGAAGUGGCUUGAGAAGCACUAAUCUUGGAAUAAUGUAUUGUUGGAACAGUUGUACUAAUUUAAAGUGUUGCACUAGGACAUAGAAAAUUCAAAUUCAAGUCCACUAUCAUGGAAACUCAGUGGGUGACUUUGGGCCAGGAACUCUCUCUUACCUUAGUCUAUUACACAGAAUUGAAGUGGGGAAAAUUUGGAAAAGGAGUUUAUGCAGCCUUGAACUCUUGGACAAAAGGUAUGAUAGAAGUUUAGCCAAAAAAUAGCUAUGCACGAGUGAAUUUAGCGUGCACACACAAAAUUUUUGCGUGCACCGAACCAGCGGUAAUGCUGGAAGCAACCCACCCCUGAUUUAAUCGUGUCCAAUUCUGAGUCCUUGCCGUUUUCUUGGCAAGGUUUUUCAGAAGUGGUUUGCCAUUGCCUCUUUCCUAGAGAAAGUAACUGGCCCAAGCCCACCCAGCUACCUUUGUCCCUAAGGCAGGACUAGAAUUACCAUGCUCCCUAUUUCCAGCCUGAUGCCAUACCCACUUUAUCAAACUGACUCUGAUAAAUUAGGAGAACUAAUUAGAUUUAUGAUAUUAGUCAAUAUUCUCUUAAUAGUUCAAGGGAACAUUAUCUCCAAGUUUUCUAUACCACUAUAUGAGGUAGGCUGGGCUGAGAGGAAGAGAACAGCUCUAAGUAUCCCAAGAAGGUUUUAUGACAGGGUGGACUUGAACUUUGAACCUCCAGGUCCAUAACUAAUAUUUGGCCCAUUUGUAUCUUUGAUUUCCUUAAGCAGGCAGUGUAUAUUGUCUGGACUUGUAUAUUGCCUGCAGCUAAUCAAAACUAGUGCACUUCACUAGAUGUGUGCAGUAUUAGCUUAUAUACCUAUUUCUGGUUGAGUAAUUUAAGAAAAUUUAGCAUACGUAUAAGAUUCUUAUAAACACGAAAAAAGCUAAACAAGCACACUUUUAUAGGCAACACUGAAAGAUAAUGUAGAUACACUUGUUUAUUAUUUGCACACAACAAAGCACUGGGAAGUAACUAGCUAACUCUUAAUUUAGUCAACUAUGGUUAAAUAAUCAUAGCUUUGAGUGAUAUGUGAGCCUAGUCUAAUACUAAUCCUGAGUUGAGGGGAGGAAUGGAAUGGCUAACUAGCCUUGAAUUACUGAUGGGGAGGAAGUGGCUGAAAGGUGAUCUGCCCUAAGGCUUUUCAGUGUUUAGUAGUUUCUGUAGUGAAUGCAUUUGUCUGGCAAGAUUCCUGUCAGAGGGCGAGUAGCAAUAAAUGUACCACUCUGAUUAA